This is a messenger RNA of Salvia miltiorrhiza (redroot sage), 5243 nucleotides long. RefSeq lists its product as uncharacterized. The transcript is spliced from 3 exons. Gene Ontology annotation, molecular function: zinc ion binding; nucleic acid binding. The record is from RefSeq and is a predicted model, not a curated record. Lineage: Eukaryota; Viridiplantae; Streptophyta; Magnoliopsida; Lamiales; Lamiaceae. The coding region runs from base 2153 to 3181 and encodes 342 amino acids.
UACUUGAACUUAGAAUAAGUAGAUUCUCGCCCGGAUAAAUUAUUAUAGUUCUUUUCGAAAAAGUAUUCCUUUUAAUAAUUGAUUUUAUCAAAUUAUUUGAAGGCAAUGUGCUUAUAUUUUAUAUCUCAUUAAAUUAUUUUGAUUUUGGACUUUGUAAACAAUUUGCAAAGGGUCUCUUAUUUUAAGAAGCCCACUUUCUCAUUAAGUGGACCGAACAUGUAUAUAUAUAGAUAUAUGUGUGUUUUUGCAUGAGUUUUUAAUCAAUUUUUGGGGCAGUAGAAUUGACACAUUACAUUGUUAUCAAUUAGUUUUAAUGCAUGAUAGGGGGUAGUUCCACGUCCCCAGUCUUCUCCCAUAAAAAUCCUCUCCAUACUUGUUUCAGUUUGACACCAAACUACAGAUUUCCUCCACUAAAUUCUUUACAGCCUCAACACAAUUUCAAUUACAUCUACAAAUCCUCUUUUGCCAUCAAUAACAGCUCAAAAUCGCAGCCCUGCAAAAUUUACUUCAUACCAGAACUCAUUAAGGUCCACUUGAGAGAAGGAAUUAGCUUUGCUUUUACAAGAAGAGAAUUGUACAUCUUUUAUCUACAGGCUUGUUCUAUCGAGGUUGAGCGGCAGAUGGUGUCGUGCGAAGCUGAGGGAGGGUGUUGCUGUAUUCCCAAAUGAAUGUCAAGAAUAAUUUCCGCUGCCAUAGUAUUCACUAAGAUGGAUAUUAUUUGAGAUUAAUUUUUUUUUAUAUAUAUGAACUCCUGAUGUUAUCGCUUUCCUAGCGAUUAUUCCUCUCAUAUAUUAUUUGCUUAGUACUAAAUGUUAUCUUUUUGUCUCAGACCUCCGAACUUUUGAUCCUGGUUGGGAGAAUUUCUAUCUAAGUUGUCAUAUUUAUUAUCCUUCAAUUACGAAAUUCCUUUAUUAUGAAUGUGUCACCCAAAUCUAAGGACAUAUCACCUAUUUUAUCCGAGCAAAGUCUAGAAAUCCCAUUAAGUAGCACGUUUCCUAUUCUCCCGGGAACGAGGGCUGUCACAGAUGGUAUCAGAGCGAAAGUUCUUGGCUCUGAGACCGCAAGUUCAUUGAUGUUGAGUCUAGGAUAGCAUCUCUAGACUUCUAAAAGUUUAUACAGCAACCCUCAGCUCGUCGUCACACUGCCCUCAACCAAGGUAUGUUAAUCAUGUUUUCAAAAUGUUUACUGAAAUGCAUGCACCAAAUGAAUAUGUUAUAAAACAUGUUAAGAUUGAAUAUGCACUGAGAUAGAACAUGCAUUAUGAUUGAACAUGCAUUGAGACGGAACAUGUAUUGAGACUGAACAUGCAUAGAGACGGGACACGCAUUGAGACUGAACAUGCACUGAGACAAAACAUGCGUUGAGACGGAACAUGUAUUGAGACUGAACAUGCAUUGAAACACAGCAUGUAUUGAAACUAUAAACGCACUGAGACUGAACAUGCAUUGAGACAGAAUAUACGUAUUGAGACUGAACAUGCAAUAAGAAUGGAUGUGUUUUGUGAUUGAAUGCAUUGAUAUGAAUUGUGACUGAACAUACACUGAAGCGGAUCAUGUAUGGAGACGUCCGUACACUGAAACGCAACAUGUAUGGAACCUUAACAUUUAUUGAGACUAGACAUGCAUAUAUGAUCAUGAAUUUGAGAUUGAAAUAUUUUAUCAUACAAAAGUAUGUGCCCGACUUAUUUUGAAAUGAGGAAAUGUUGCAUAAAUGAUUAAUAUGCAAUUUAUUACCAUGAGAUGAUUCAACCACUGCAUGUUAUUACAUGUGAACCUAGAAAGGAUAUGAUGACAGACUAUAGUCGCUUAGUGAACUGAUGAAGGAUGUCUUUAGAUUUCUAUUUUUAUGACCAACGGAUUUUAGAAGACAUGAACAGAUUAAGAAUAGAAAGGACUAUACAAUGAAAGCACUGAACAUAGAAUGACAGAACAUAGAAAGUAUAGAACGGUAGAAGCGUAGAACAUAGAAGAAUAAGGCAUAGAAAGUCGGAAUACAAAAGUUAGAAUAUCAAAGCACGAUACAUGAAAGGAUGACUUGUAGACAGCCAACGAUCGUUUCAGACAAUAGAAGGAUCCUUAUGUCACCAGUAUCACAGUUUUUUUUUUAUUAGAAAGAAUGAAGAAGGAGUCCAACAUUAUUAAUUGAAUGCAGAAUGGCUGGAGAAAGAGGAAGAGGGCCUAACCCUGAAGAACAUGUGCCACGAAUUAUACCAGAGCGUAGUGUGGAAGAAAGGUUUCGCAAGCAUAAUCCACCAACUUUUGAUGGCCUCGGUGAUCCUCUGGAUGCCGAGAGAUGGGUAAGAGCUACUGAAAGGAUACUCAACCAUGUUGGCUGUGGGGAUAGGGAGAAACUAACAUGCGCAAUUUUCCAACUUGUUGAUGAGGCUGAAUUCUGGUGGGAAUCGGUGCGACGAACCUUGACCCCUGAGCAAUGGGAGGCGUAUACGUGGAACGAUUUUAAGGAAAGAUUGUAUGAAAAGUAUAUCCCUGGAUGCUAUAGGAAGAAGAAACAGGAUGAGUUUUGGAAUUUAAGACAGGGAAAUAUGACAGUCACUGAGUACGACCGAAUGUUUAACCAGCUUUCGCGAUAUGCUCCGCAUCUAGUUGACACAGACGAGAAAUGUGCAGAAAAGUUUCGUCAAGGUCUGCGGCUCGAGAUAGCCGUUCCACUAGCAAGUCAGGGAACAUUGACGUAUGCUCAAUCGUUGAGCAGGGCCUUAAACAUCGAAGCAAUACUACCAAAGGAAAAAGAGAAUGUGUCAGCACAAGCACAGACCCAAAACUAUGGAAAAAUGAAACGUAAAUGGGAAGGCGGAAAUGAAGGAAACCCAGGAAAAAUGAAGCAACCAUGGAGAGGAACUCAGCAACAACAAGGACAGGCUGAAGGAAAGCCUUUAUGUCCAACAUGUCAGAAAAAUCACUAUGGUGAAUGCAAGAUAGGCUCCAAUGAUUGCUUUAGGUGCAAGCAACCAGGGCAUUUCGCCAGAGACUGCCCAAACAAUAAUGGAAAUAUGGGAAUUUCACAACCUCAGAACUUUGUCCCUCAAAGGCAGAAUCAAGUACCAAUUGGUAAUGAACGACCAAAUCAGAGACAACCUGCACGUGCUAGGGCUUAUGCUCUUAACCAGCAGCAAGCGGCUCAAGCACUUGAAGAUUUAGAAGGUACAAUUGUCGUAAAUUGACGUAUCUAUUUUAACAUGAAGAGCUUCAUACUUUUAUAUCUCUCCAUGCAUGUGAAUGGUAUGGUGGUGGAAGUUUUCAAGAUGAUAUAUAGAAAUGAUAAGCAAGCAUGACAAGUUGGUCCUAUUUUGGAUUUACGAAAUAAGAAGAAAUUGAAGGGGAUAUUCGAUCGAAAGAUCGAACUUUAUGGGGCAAGCAGAUUUAUUCUGCCUUUAAUGAAUCACUAUGAACGACAAGAAAAGUAUGUGCAAACUAGAAGUCAAGUUUGCUAGCCGAGCAAUUUCAAAUUUCGAGGACGAAAUUUUUUUUAACGGGGGAGGGUUGUAAUACCCCGAUUUCUUCUUAAUAGGAUUUCACGAGAAUACUUGAACUUAGAAUAAGUAGAUUCUCGCCCGGAUAAAUUAUUAUAGUUCUUUUCGAAAAAGUAUUCCUUUUAAUAAUUGAUUUUAUCAAAUUAUUUGAAGGCAAUGUGCUUAUAUUUUAUAUCUCAUUAAAUUAUUUUGAUUUUGGACUUUGUAAACAAUUUGCAAAGGGUCUCUUAUUUUAAGAAGCCCACUUUCUCAUUAAGUGGACCGAACAUGUAUAUAUAUAGAUAUAUGUGUGUUUUUGCAUGAGUUUUUAAUCAAUUUUUGGGGCAGUAGAAUUGACACAUUACAUUGUUAUCAAUUAGUUUUAAUGCAUGAUAGGGGGUAGUUCCACGUCCCCAGUCUUCUCCCAUAAAAAUCCUCUCCAUACUUGUUUCAGUUUGACACCAAACUACAGAUUUCCUCCACUAAAUUCUUUACAGCCUCAACACAAUUUCAAUUACAUCUACAAAUCCUCUUUUGCCAUCAAUAACAGCUCAAAAUCGCAGCCCUGCAAAAUUUACUUCAUACCAGAACUCAUUAAGGUUUGCUCAGUACACUUCUUCUCAACAAACAAUCAUGUUCAUAUACCACACAUAUAAGAUGAAUAGCAUACAUGAAAGAUCAUAUCUUGUAUUUUUGAUGUACAUAUGGUUGUUACAGAAACUGCACAUGAAAAAGAAAACAAGUUUACAGAAUGUCUAUGGAUUAAUUGAGCCUUACAUGUAUUUUCUUUAAUCUUUCGCUAUGUGUUGUUGAUGUGGGAGUCGAGUCGAGGCGAGUCAGGGCAGGGGGGGAGCGAAGGCAGCGGUGCUGCUGUGGUCACCGCGGCGGCGCGGUUACUGCUGUUGUCGCCGGCGUGGCUGUCAUCGCGGGAUAGAGUCGGCGGCGGCGGCGGUAUUUCGAGCUGCUGGCCGAAAUUCAAAGGGGAGGAAGAGGCGAUUUAGGGAGAAUCGGAGAUGGUGGUGAUGAAUCGCGGCGGCGGUUGCCUAUUGGCGCCGUCCGUUCGUCGAUCGGGAGAGAAGGUGGCCGAGCGACGCUGCUGCUGUGCCGCGACGGCAAGGCGAUGCUCCGACUGCCUCUCCCUUGAAAUCGAAGGAAAGGGUUAGGGAUUUUGGGAGCUUCUUACAUUUGGGUUCUGUGGAAUCGGAGGGAAGGGGGAGAUGAGGCUGAGAGGGUGAGUAGGAGGAGGUUGGCGGCGGCGGUGGUGGUCCUUCGCCGUUGACCGUCCAACCGAGAAAAAGAGAGAUGGGAAGGGUAGAUUUGCAGAUUUUGGGGAUUUCCUAUUUGAGAGAGAGAGAGAGAGAAGCAAGAUGGGGAGAACGGAGAGGGGGGAGAGUGAGGCGCGACGGCGACAUCGCUGUUGUCGCCGGCGAUGGAGAAGUGGCGAGGCGACUGGUGAGAUAGAGAUGGCGGAGAGAGGAGGAGAAGGGGAUGUGUUCUGGUGGUGAGAGGGAGAGGGAGAGGAGGCGUAGAGAAGGAGAGAUAAGGAGGGGUUGACUUAUGAAAUUUUGGGCUUGUUUGUUUAUUAUUUUUGGGCCUAUACUUUUAAUUCAAGUUGGGCCUUAUUUUCUUAAAGAGUUGGGCUGUAUGUUUGUUAAGAUGUUGGGCUGAUUUACAUUCUUUAACUCAGGCUUUGCUUAAAUUAUUUAGUCGAGUCCUCAACCAGUUGAUUAAUUUUUAAUAAUGAUUUAAUGGUCUGAUUAAUUAGACUCUAUAA